CUUAGUGUUAGUACCAGGAAUAUUAUUAUUAGUAAAGCAGUGAAAGCCUCCCGAUGAUUGUGUCAGCGGGGAGCUGAGCGCGCAGAGGGGGCGGGACUCCACAGCAUCUCUCCGCGCGGCGCACAUUCGGACGUGUUUGUCGCGAGUGUCUCCUCGAUCCAUCUGCCUGCGCGCGUCUGGAACAGGAAGCCCAUGGAGGGAUGUCGCGAUGCUGUGUACAAGGAGAACUAAAACUUUGGUGUCGACAUGUGUCAUCCUCAGCGGCAUGACCAACAUCGUGUGUCUCCUGUACGUCGGCUGGAUCACCAACUAUGUCGCGAACAGGGGAGCCAAAGUUCCUGAGAGCCGGGGGGCUGGCAGGAAGUUGGAGGAGGACAGUAAGGGGGAAACCCUGAGGAUCAUGGAGAGGCUGGACCGGCUGGAGAGCGUGGUCAACGAGCACAUCAAAGAGACCCCUCAGAAGGACGGUGAAGACGCUGUCUCCUCAGCAGACUCCUCCAGAGACUCUUCCUCGCUGUUCGGACACUGGGGUCAUGACCUCGGCCCCGAGAGUCGAAGGGUUGCCCUCAGGAAGUUUCGUUACUAUGGCUACAACGGCUACCUGAGUGACCGCAUCUCCCUCACCAGGUCCAUCCCGGAUCUACGACCGGACGGGUGCAGGAACAUGUCUUAUUCAUCAGAUCUACCUCAGCUCAGUGUCAUCUUUAUUUUUGUUAACGAGGCCUUGUCCGUGCUGCUGCGCUCCAUCCACACAGCCAUCCAGAGGACUCCGCCCCACCUGCUCAGAGAGAUCAUACUGGUGGACGACCACAGUGACAGCCCGGAGCUGAAAGAUCACCUGCAGAGCUUUGUGGAGGAGACGAACGCUCAGCACGGCCUCGGUUUCAUUAAGGUGGUCCGACAUGACAAGCAGGAAGGGCUGAUCAGAUCCAGAGUCAGCGGCUGGAGGGCGGCCUCUGCUCCUGUAGUCGCUCUGUUCGAUGCUCAUGUGGAGUUCAACACUGGAUGGGCAGAACCCAUCCUGCAGAGAAUAAAGGAGGACCGGACCCGGGUGGUGUCUCCAUCUUUCGACAACAUCAAGUACGACACAUUUGAGAUCGAGGAAUACCCGCUGUCUGCUCAGGGCUUCGACUGGGAGCUGUGGUGUCGAUACCUCAACCCACCAAAGUCCUGGUGGACACAACGGAACCACACUGCCCCGAUCAGGAGCCCGGCUCUGAUUGGCUGCUUUGUGGUCGACAGGAAGUACUUUGAGGAGAUUGGCCUGUUAGAUGAAGGCAUGGAAAUUUACGGAGGAGAAAACGUGGAACUGGGCAUCAGGGUAUGGCAGUGUGGCGGCAGUGUGGAGGUUCUACCGUGUUCGAGGAUAGCCCACAUCGAGCGCGCCCACAAACCCUACACAGAGAACCUGACGGUACAUGUGCGGCGUAACGCUCUGAGAGUGGCGGAGGUGUGGAUGGACCAGUACAAGAGCCAUGUCUACAUGGCCUGGAAUGUCCCCCUACAGAAUUCAGGAAUAGACAUUGGCGACCUCUCUGAAAGGAAAGCCCUGAGAUCCAGACUGCAGUGCCGCCCCUUCAGCUGGUUCCUCUCCAACAUCUACCCUGAGCUCCGCUCCUACAGCAACACUGUGGCCUACGGAGUGUUGAAGAACAACCUGAGAGACGACCUGUGUUUGGACCAGGGACCGGACACUGACAAUGUCCCCAUCAUGUACCUCUGUCAUGGUAUGACACCACAGCAGAAUGUGUACUACAGCAGCUCCCAGCAGCUCCACCUCGGGGUGCUGAGCCCCACAAUCGAUGAUGAUGACAACAAGUGUCUGGUGGAUGUGAACAGCAGGCCCCGGCUGCUGGAGUGCAGCUACGCAGGAACCAAACACAUGAAGCUCACCUGGACCUUCACGCAGGGCGGAUCCAUCCAGAACAUGGAGUCUCUGCGCUGUCUGGAGCUGGUGGAGAGCUCCCAAUCGGAGUUCAGCUUCCAGCUAGUCAUUCAGGACUGCACCGAUCAGAAAUGGACCAUCACUAACAUACUGACGGUCCUGCCUCAGUGAACAUCCUGUUCCCCGCCAGCCACUGGAGCGCCUUCUUUGUGAUGGACUCCCUGCUGAACCCAGAGCCACGACCCAAUGUCAAAGAGUUCUGCUGCAUGUAUUCCAGUUAGAAAGGGACUAACAUGUUCACUAAAGCAGCAAACUACAUGAUCCAAAAGAAUUGCUUUGAUAACAGACUGAUUUUUAACAAGAGUCUGUAUAGAGGAACAU
Messenger RNA from Eleginops maclovinus (Patagonian blennie), 2266 nucleotides. It is a transcript of the gene galnt18a, whose product is annotated as UDP-N-acetyl-alpha-D-galactosamine:polypeptide N-acetylgalactosaminyltransferase 18a. NCBI's taxonomy places the organism in Eukaryota, Metazoa, Chordata, Actinopteri, Perciformes, Eleginopidae. The record is from RefSeq and is a predicted model, not a curated record. Gene Ontology annotation, biological process: protein O-linked glycosylation. Gene Ontology annotation, molecular function: polypeptide N-acetylgalactosaminyltransferase activity. The coding region runs from base 209 to 2056 and encodes 615 amino acids. Gene Ontology annotation, cellular component: Golgi apparatus. The transcript has 11 exons.